GGCCCCUCCGCCGCGCUCGGCCCGGAGCCGCCCGGUACGGCCCGGAGCGGGCCCGUUCGGCCCGGCGAGGCGAGGCUCGGCCCGGCCCGGCCCGGUUCGGGUCGGUUCGUCCCGUCCCGGUUGGUCCCGGUUCCUCCCGGUUGGGUUGAGUUGGGUUGGGUUCGGUUCAUCCCGGUGCAACCCGGUCGGUCCCGGUUGGUCCCGGUUCGGCCCGGAUGGUGCUGGCCGGGGACCGAGCAGCGCCCUGAGCCCGCAGGUGUCCGCAUGGCCCCCCGCGGGAUGCGGCCCGGGACCCCCUUCCUCCUCCUCCUCCUCCUCCUCCUCCUCCUCGCCGCCACCGGCGUGGGCGCGGGCGUGGUGGAGGUGGAGCGCAGCGUGACGGCGGUGCUGGGCCAGGACGUGGUGCUGCCGUGUCGGUACCGGGCGCAGGAGCAGGAGCAGGUGGAGCAGGUGACGUGGCUGAAGCGGGGUCCCGGGGGGAGCAGCGCCGAGGUGGCCGUGCUCCACCGCCAGCACGGGCAGCACGUGCAGGAGCCCUACGCCGGGCGGGUGCUGCGGCGGGCGGACGGGGCGCUGGAGGACGGCGCCAUCGUCCUGAGGAACGCCGUGCAGGGGGACGAGGGCGACUACGAGUGUCACCUCAUCACCUUCCCCAUGGGCAGCUUCGAGGGGCACCUCACGCUCAAGGUGCUGGUGCCACCCCUGCCCAUCCUGAACCCGGGGCCGCCGCUGGAGGAGGGUCAGGGCCGGACGCUGGCGGCCUCGUGCACGGCGGAGGGCAACCCGGUGCCCUCGGUGCGCUGGGAGACGGAGGUGCGGGGCACCAACGCCACCCGCCGCUCCGAGCACGCCCGCUCCGCCUCCGUCACCAGCGAGUUCUUCCUGGUGCCCGGGCGCAGCAUGAACGGCAAGAGCCUGACCUGCGUGGUGGCGCACCCCGGCCUGCGCCACGAGAAGAGGAUCACCCACCUCCUCAGCGUCGCCUACCUGUCGGACGCCUCGGUGCUGGGGCACACGGAGGAGUGGCAGGAGGGCAUGGAGGGGGCCACGCUGACCUGCCUGGGGGACGGCAACCCCCCCCCCACCUACAACUGGACGCGGCUGAACGCCCCGCUGCCCGCCGGCGUGCGGGUGAAGGGGGACACCCUCGUCUUCCAGCGGCCCCUCGCCGCCGCCGACGCCGGCGCCUACGUCUGCCGUGUCUCCAACCGCGUGGCCGCCAAGGAGGCGCAGGCCAACGUCAGCGUCAAGAGCAGGGCGGCAGACAACGAGGUGCGCAAGGUGGACCUGGUCUCAGCCUCGGUGGUGGUGGUGGGCGUCAUCGCCGCCGUCCUGCUCUGCGUCCUCGUCGUCGUCGUUGUCGUCAUGACCCUCUACCACAAGCGCAAGACCAAGCGCAUCUCCGAGAAGUAUGAGGAGGAGCUGACGCUCACCCGGGAGAACUCCAUCCGCCGCCUGCACUCCAGCCACAGCACCGACACGCGCACCCAGCUGGAGGAGACGCUGCAGCUGCGCACGGAGAGCCGGCAGGGCAGCCUGCGCGGGGACAGCCUGCGCGGGGACAGCCUGCGCGGCACCAGCAUCUGCUCCGCCAUGAGCGAAGAGCCCGAAGGUCGCAGCUACUCGACGCUCUCGACGGUGCGGGAGAUCGAGACGCAGACGGAGGUGCCGGUGGCUCCGCUGCUGGCCCCCCCCACGGUGGGGAAGGACCCCAAGGAGGAGGAUGAGGAUGGCGGCGGUGGCGGCGGGGGCAGCGGCGGCGGCGGCGGGGGGGACCCCAUCAAACAGGCCAUGACCCACUUCGUGCAGGAGAACGGGAUGCUGCAGGCCAAGCCCACCACCAACGGCAUCUACAUCAACGGCCGCGGGCACCUGGUGUGAGCUGGGGGGGGGGCCGGGGGGGCGAGCACCCCAGGGCACCCCCGUCUCCCCCCUUGCGCCUCCCCGGCUCUGCCCGCCCGCCCGCCGGGCUGGCUGCGGUCCCCGAGUGUCACCUCGCUGCUGGCACGGGGUGGGGGACACGCGUUGAACCCCCAGGACAAGAGCCACCCCCCCCCCCGGUCCCCGUCCCCGAGUGUCACUUGGCUGCUGGCGCGGGGUUGGGGACACGCACUGCACCCCGGGACAGGGUCCCUGUCCCUCAGUGUCACCUCGCUGCUGGCGCGGGGUUGGGGACACGCACUGCACCCCGGGACAGGGUCCCUGUCCCUCAGUGUCACCUCGCUGCUGGCGCGGGGUUGGGGACACGCACUGCACCCCGGGACAGGGUCCCUGUCCCUCAGUGUCACCUCGCUGCUGGCACAGGGUUGGGGACACGCACCGUGCCCCAGGACAGAUCCUGUGUCCCUGAGUGUCACCUCGCUGCUGGCACGGGGUUGGGGACACGCAUUGAACCCCAGGACAGAGCGCCCCCGUCCCCGAGUGUCACCUCGCUGCUGGCACGGGGUUGGGGACAUGCGUUGAACCCUCAGGACAAGAGCCCCCAUCCCUCAAUGUCACCUCGCUGCUGGCACGGGGUUGGGGACACGCACCGUGCCCCAGGACAGAUCCUGUGUCCCCGAGAGUCACCUCGCUGCUGGCACGGGGUUGGGGACACGCGUUGAACCCCCAGGACAAGAGCCCCCAUCCCUCAAUGUCACCUCGCUGCUGGCACGGGGUUGGGGACACGCACCGUGCCCCAGGACAGAUCCCGUGUCCCCGAGUGUCACCUCGCUGCUGGCACGGGGCUGGGGACACGCGAAGGAGGUGACAGCAGCACCCAGGACCUGUGGGCACCCCCGGGCUUGGGGACGCCCGGUGACAUGGGGACACCUCAAGGACAGGACAAGGGCAGGAGCCCCCGGUGGGGAUCGAAAACCCCCCCAAACACCCACUUCCCCCCCCAAAAAAAUCCCUCCGGACUCUGGGUCGGCUCCUUCCCGCGUGGCGCUGGGGACACGCGGCCGUCCCCGCUCGGGACGUGUUUUGCCGGUGGCACUUGGGACGCUUGCGUGCCCUCCCCCAUCCCGGCUGCCCCCCUCCCCCCAAAAAAGAACCCCCCCAAAACCCUCCCCCCCCCCCCCAAUUCCACCCCCCUCCCCGGGGCCGGGCCCCCCCCUGGGCGCGGGGCUGGC
Chroicocephalus ridibundus (black-headed gull) is the source of this 3113-nucleotide messenger RNA. It is a transcript of the gene NECTIN4, whose product is annotated as nectin cell adhesion molecule 4. Gene Ontology annotation, cellular component: adherens junction. Lineage: Eukaryota; Metazoa; Chordata; Aves; Charadriiformes; Laridae. The record is from RefSeq and is a predicted model, not a curated record. The transcript has 9 exons. Gene Ontology annotation, biological process: homophilic cell-cell adhesion; heterophilic cell-cell adhesion. Bases 265 to 1881 code for a protein of 538 amino acids.